GAACAACAACAACAACAACAACAACAACAACAACAACAACAACAACAACAACAACAACAACAACAACAACAACAACAACAACAACAACAACAACAACAACAACAACAACAACAACAACAACAAGAGCAACAGCAGCAACAAAGAACAAAAAAGAAAGAAGAAGAAGAAGUCGAGCAUGUACGGCAUGACUAAGCUCGCUCUGAUGGUCUUUGCCAAUGCCUUCCAGAAGCACCUGGCAUCCUAUAACCGGCCAGACAAGAAUCCUGUGAACGCGCAUGUAAUGAUCGUCGACCCGGGAUUCAGCCGCACGCCGGGAAUGCGACGCUGGCUGACCGGCGGCUCUCUCUGGGGCCUCUUAGCCUACCUACUGACCUGGCCGCUCUGGUGGCUGAUCCUGAAGUCACCGCAGCAAGGCGCGCAGAGUUUUCUGUACGCGGCCAUGGACCCGCGAUUCGCCCGCGGGGAGAACACUGCAGACCGGCUGAUCAAGGAGUGCCGAGAAGUCGACUUCCUGCGGAACGAAGUCAGGGACGAGCAGGUGGCCAAGCAGCUGUGGGAAUUCAGCGAGCAGCAGAUCCAGACCAAGGAGAAAGAGGCCGCUGUGAAGCGCGCCUUGGCUAAGAAGGAGAAAGAGCAGGAGCAGCAAAAGCAGCAGCAGCAGCAGCAAAAACAAAAGCAGACAACCACCAAUAACAGUAACAAUAACAAUAACUCAACCAGUUCAAGUUCAAGCACAGCAGCGAAAUCGCAAACGCCGGGGUCGAAAAAGAGUCAAAAGGCGAAAUGA
Molecule: messenger RNA, 787 nt
Organism: Rasamsonia emersonii CBS 393.64
Lineage: Eukaryota; Fungi; Ascomycota; Eurotiomycetes; Eurotiales; Trichocomaceae
Product: Oxidoreductase, short chain dehydrogenase/reductase family
Exons: 1
Source: RefSeq, a predicted model, not a curated record